This is a messenger RNA of Mytilinidion resinicola, 375 nucleotides long. RefSeq lists its product as uncharacterized. The record is from RefSeq and is a predicted model, not a curated record. The transcript has 2 exons. The coding region runs from base 1 to 375 and encodes 124 amino acids. Lineage: Eukaryota; Fungi; Ascomycota; Dothideomycetes; Mytilinidiales; Mytilinidiaceae.
AUGCCGCCCAAACGCUCCGCCCCCAGCUCUUCCACCGUACCCGCGAAACCCUCAAAACGCGCCCGUCUGGGUUUGGACAUCACCGAAGACGCGUUGGAGGAGAUGGACAAGCAAGAGCUCAUCUCCCACAUUCUGAAGCUCCAAUGCCACAUCGCUAGCACUGCCAAUGAGACGCCAUGGAAGCCCUCCUGCAAGACCAAAAGCGCGAAAUUCAGCUACGAGGCCACUGUCACCGACCCGGCCAUCUUCCACAAGCUGUUCAAGAUGCCCGCCGGCUGGAAGAAGAAGCAGUUGCAGUACUCGCCGGAGGAGUUUGCGGAGGUCACGCGCUGCUAUAUCGAGGCGAGCAUUCGGUAUGGUACGCUGAGCAUCUAG